Vanessa atalanta (red admiral) is the source of this 1431-nucleotide messenger RNA. RefSeq lists its product as uncharacterized. The transcript is spliced from 6 exons. The coding region runs from base 1 to 1431 and encodes 476 amino acids. Lineage: Eukaryota; Metazoa; Arthropoda; Insecta; Lepidoptera; Nymphalidae. The record is from RefSeq and is a predicted model, not a curated record.
AUGGGUCGAUUUAUUUCAACAUUUGCAUUUUUGCAUAUAUUAACAUUUGCAAUUGGUAAAGCGCCUGAAAAUAAAACUAUAGCAAGUUAUGAUCCAAGUGAAUUGCUAGCACAAAUUUUUAAUCACAAUGAUUCCAUCCCUCGAGCUCGAUUUGGUUCAGUACAAUUUGAAGGUGACAAUGUUGACGACAAUGAUCACUUCUAUAAAGGGACUGUGAAGUUUAAAGAUGACUCAAACAUUAAUUAUUCUGAAGACAGCUCUGAUCAAAACGUACAAAACAGUUUUGUUAAUUUUCAAGAUUAUAAUAAAGAAAAUUCAAAAAAAAGGCGACGCAGGAGAAGGAAACCUAAACAGCAAUAUUACGGCCUACAAAACCUACCUAUACGACCUGAUUUAGCGCAGAAUAAUGGUAUACCGAAUUCUGGUUUUGGAGAGCAUUAUUAUAGACCACCACGACCUAGACCUUCUAUAGCAUCUGACGCUCUAUCAGCUGUAGCAGAUGCAUUAACUUCCAUAGCGUUGUAUGACGAUCAACAGUGUGUAUCGCGACUUUUAUGCGAAGCAGCAGGUGGAGGAGGUUUGGGCAGCUCGGGAAUCUUACAGACGCUGACGGGAAUACAGCCAUUGUUAACACUACUGUCGGCUUAUAAUGGUAUAAGUUCGAAUCCACUUUUUGUAUUUGGACGGGCCGUUUUUCUGGGGAUGUCAUCGAACGGUAACACGGCCUCCUGUCGUUACGCGUAUCCCUUAUGUCCUACUGAUCCGGAACAGCUUGUCUAUUAUCUAAAUAACCAUAAUGGAGGUUUCUUCAGGUUCUUUAACUCACCUCAGCAAGGGCAGCAGAAUGUUGAACAGUUUUAUAACCAACUUACGCAGAACUAUGGUCUCUAUCAACAAGGUCAACCACAAAAUUAUGGAUUUUAUAAUCCUAACCCUGCUCAAAAUUAUGGUUUUCAUAAACCUAAUCUUUAUCAAGGCCAUAAACAAGGUCUUCAACAGAACUACGGUUUGGCUUUUCCUUAUGGAAAUAAUAAUAUUCGAUUUAAAAACUCUCAUAAUCUCGAAAUAUCAAAAGAUACAGAUAAAGUCCAACGACGUAUACAAAAUAACCCAAUAUCACAAGACUUCGUUCAUUCCGGAGAUUUUAAUACGAAAUGGAUGUUUCCAGAAACUGUUGAGAAUAGUAACACGUACUAUGUUAAUAAUGAUUUAUAUAAAUAUAAAGAUUUUUAUGAAGAUAAUGUUAAUUCCGGUAGAGAUGUUAAUGUGUUAAAAUUUCCUGAUAGUAAUCAAGACAGUGUAACGGAAAUACAAGGAUAUGAUAGAAAAAUAAGAGGCUUUACAUUUCCUGAAAGCAGCAACAAAAAGAGGGUUUCACGUUUCGACAAUGUCGAAUUGUCUGCAAUGUCGGAAAUGUCUAUUUACAUGUGA